UCUUGGGUUAAUAUUUAAAAGAUAAAAAUUAAGAAAUAUUAUACCUCCGUAAUAUUUGAAUAGUUCGCAUUAGUAACUACGGAUUUUCAAAUUGGAAAUAAAAUGAUCUGAGCUGGUCGUUGUAACCGUGUCGAAAUUAAGUAUAAACUAUACGAAGAGAGUCAACUGAGAAGCAAGCGAUAAAGGUUGUGUGCAAGAAAACAAGACAUGUGGGCGCCAAUCAGCUAUACACUCGUUUGUGUUGUCACAGUCAACCUAUUGGCCACAGCGGGAGAUGUGGCGCUGACCUGGACUUCACCGAUCUACCCCAAACUUUAUUCUAAUGAUUCGUCCAUCAACCCAUUGGGCAGACCCAUCACCGAAAGCGAGGAUGGGUGGCUGGGAUCUCUGGUCAACAUCGGGGCAAUGGUCGGUCCAUUUCCGUUCAGCUUUAUAGCCAAGAGAUUCGGAAGAAAAGUGGGUCUACUGAGUCUGGCUAUACCUCUCAUCGUAUCAUUCGUUGUCUUCGCCUUCGCAACGAACAUUUAUGUCUUUUACUUUGCUAGAAUUCUCGGAGGACUAGCGAUGGGUGGAGGCUACAGCUUGCUGCCAAUGUAUAUAGCAGAAAUAUCUGAGGACUCCAACAGAGGGAUGAUGUCGUUAACUCUGAACAUCUUCUGGGCCAUCGGCAACUUCUUACCGUACGCAAUUGGACCUUUUAUAUCCAUCACCUUAUUCAGUUUAAUUCUAGCCUGCAUACCAACGGCAUUUUUUAUAAUUUUCUUAGUCGUAGGUGUGGAGACGCCUUAUUACUAUGCAGGGGUAAACAAGGCGGACAAAGCAGAAAAGUCUCUGAUGAAACUCAGAUGUACAGGAAAGGAAGGAGUUCAAACAGAGCUCGACAGCAUCAAAGCUCACUUAAAACAGGACGAUGACGGCCACUUUUCGGAUAUCAUUAAAAGAAAGGAACUCAGAAAAGCUUUCAUCAUAUGCAUAAUUUUGAUUAUAGCGGAAGAAGCUUGCGGCUCGUGCGCCAUCACAUUUUACUUGCAACCCAUCUUCGAAGCAGCUGGUACUACCUUGUCUUCCGACAUAUCUGCACUUAUUGUUGGAGCUGCUCUGUUAAUAUCAAGUUUUGUUGCACCGUUUGUCGUCGACAGAGUUGGAAGAAAAUUGCUAACAGUGGUUUCUUGCAUUGGGAUGAUGAUAGCCUUACUGAUGUUGGGAGUAUUUUUCUACAUUCAAGAUUCUACCGAGUAUAGCACAGACAGUAUUAUGUGGGUGCCUAUAUUUAGCCUAAUUUUCUUUAUAGUAUCCUUCAAUCUUGGUUUGGGGUGUAUACCUUGGACUCUGUGUUCAGAGCUUUUUCCAAACAAUGUAAAGCACAUCGCAGCGUCGUCAGUGUCUAGUGUGUGUUGGAUUACGAGCUUCCUAGUCACGAAAUUUUUUAACGACAUGAAUGACCUUAUGGGUCGGGCGGGUACCUUUUGGUUCUUCUCCUGUGCGUGUUUUGCCGCCGGCAUAUUCAGCCUCAUCUACGUGCCAGAAACGAAGGGAAAGAGUUUUAGUGAGAUACAGGACAUGUUGAAGUACGGCACACAGAAGAAAACAGUCCAUGACAAUCAAAAGGCAGAUAUAAUCCUCAAUGAUAAAUUACGCACAGAUAAAAAUGGAUGUGAAAACAUUGCUUAUCUCCAUUCGCAUGAAUGACAAACAAUUAUCAGUUAUUUAUAUGUAUCACAACAAUAUUAUUUUAAUUUAUUGAAUGCGUUGUACCGAACAAAUAAAAAUAUUAAAAACUU
Anoplophora glabripennis (Asian longhorned beetle) is the source of this 1781-nucleotide messenger RNA. Its product is annotated as facilitated trehalose transporter Tret1-like. The transcript is spliced from 2 exons. The record is from RefSeq and is a predicted model, not a curated record. Gene Ontology annotation, cellular component: membrane. Lineage: Eukaryota; Metazoa; Arthropoda; Insecta; Coleoptera; Cerambycidae. Gene Ontology annotation, biological process: transmembrane transport. Gene Ontology annotation, molecular function: transmembrane transporter activity. The coding region runs from base 208 to 1689 and encodes 493 amino acids.